Messenger RNA from Cooperia oncophora, 390 nucleotides. The record is from the annotation of a GenBank genome assembly. Lineage: Eukaryota; Metazoa; Nematoda; Chromadorea; Rhabditida; Trichostrongylidae.
AUGGAUUUCCUUCACAAAGGAUGGUUCACCGAAUUUUCACCAGAUGAUUUGGAAAGGAUGAAACAGGAAGGAUCCAGUGAGUCGAAGCAGUUGAAGUCCGACGGAGAGGUGAUGGGUGGAGCCUGGCCAGGCCAAGCGUUUUCACUCAAAGUAAAAGAAAUCCUGUUCCACGAAAAAAGCGAAUACCAAGAUGUUCUAGUGUUCGAGAGUGAAUCUUACGGGAAUGUACUGGUAUUAGAUGGUAUAAUACAAGCUACAGAACGAGAUGAGUUCUCAUAUCAAGAAAUGCUCGCUCACCUGCCGAUGUUUGCCCAUCCAAAUCCGAAGAAGGUUUUGAUCAUUGGAGGUGGUGACGGCGGUAUAUUGAGAGAAGUCCUGAAGCAUCCCUGA